UUGGUUUUAAUUUUUUGGUUUGACUAACUUUACGGUAUCAAAAACAUGUAGAAAAGUAUUCUGAAGAGUGAAACUUGAAAAGCACCGUUUAUUAUAGGCUAGAAAUACGUACUGUGUCGUGUAUCGAUGAAAGGGAAAAAGCGGGAAAGGCGUUUGCUAAUACCGGUUGUAUAUGAAGUUUAUAUGUAUCUAAUCGUUGUUAAUUAAUGCUCGUAAUUUGGGUAAUUACUGCAGUGAUUGGGUUUGUCAUUUACUCGUUGAUCAAAAUAAAGAUUGAAGAGUUGCUUGAUGAAUGCAGAAUGAGUGGUUUUGGCUCCAGGAGGUCAUGCUCACCACAUUUAGAAUCUCGGUGUUCAAAUGGGUCGUCACCCAAUCAACAAGGAGUAAUAGAACUUUCGUCAGAUGCCUCUGAUAGUGACAUCGACGAUACAAUAUCAGAGGUGUCAGACAACAGUAACUUGUACGAUAAGUUUUUGUCUAAGUUUCACCAAUCCACGGAUAGCAUAACAUCCGGUGAAGAUGUAGAAGAGUUAGUAUUUCCAUCUACUUCCGGCUCUGAUGUUAAAACUUCGAUGUUUGGGUGGAAUAAGAAAAAUAUUAAUUUAAAAAAGUCCACUAUUACAGAGGAUGAUGAAAAUGACUCUAUUAAAGCAGAAAUAACCUCAUUUCCUUUUACUGGGAAAAGAUCAAGACAAAAAAAAAUCAAUUUUAUCGCUGAUGAUGACAAUGAUUUUUGUGAUAGUUCAAAUAGCAAAUCAGAUGCAUUUAAUAUCAAAGAUGGGAAAAAAUUUAAUGAAAAUGUGUUACCUGAAGUAACGGUUCAACAUGAACAAAUGAUAUCAGGAAUCAAUGUUAAACUUCCUGUGAAACCUUACUCGUGUCAAGUUGCUGUAAUGAAUAAGAUUAUACAGGGUUGUUUAAAGAAGGAAAACUGUCUACUGGAAAGUCCAACAGGAAGUGGAAAGACUUUGGCCCUUCUCUGCGGUGUUCUGGCUUGGCACGAUCAUCAUACUGCCGAGGUCCGCAAGCUGGCAGAGUCAAGCGACUUGGAUUAUUGGUCAGAGAAUUCCAAGGACUAUUCACCUGAAGUCGAACAUGGGGAAAAAGAUUUUAAUUCGUGCAACGAUAUUCAUUUUGACAAGGACAAGUUACACAUACCAAAAAUAUUCUACGGCACACGAACGCACAAGCAAAUCGAGCAAGUCGUGAGGGAGUUGCAGAAGACUUCCUUCAAGCACAAAAAAAUGACUGUUUUGAGCAGUCGAGAGCACACGUGCAUUCAAGAGAGCAUCAGGAACAAAACGGAGCUGUGCAACGAUUUAUUGGACCCUUCAAAGCACAAAGGGUGUCCAUUUUACAAUGAAAGCAACAGAAGGACCAUUAGUAAUUUUCGUACGUUGGGAUCUCUAGGUUUGAAUCCAGUAUGGAACAUCGAAGAGUUGGUUGCCAUAGGCAAAGAUAGCAGUGCAUGCCCGUAUUUUGCUGCCAGGAGCUUAAUGGAGCAGGCAGAUAUUAUCUUUUGCCCUUACAAUUACAUCAUUGAUCCCGAUAUCCGUGAGAGUAUACAACUAAUGGUUAAAAACCAGGUGAUCAUCCUCGACGAAGCCCACAAUAUCGAAGACAUUUGUAGAGACUCUGCAAGCUACAAUUUUCGAGACGAUGAUCUCAUAGCUGCGGGAAACGAUUGCGAUAGCCUCAUAUCCAGUAGGGCUUCGAGUGCUGAGACCUACAAAACUCUGAAAACAUACAUCCUUCGUUUGAUAGAUUUCCUCAAAAACCUUACGCUUGGCAACAUUGACAAAUUCAACGCCGAUUUGUCGAGCCCAUACUGGACUGGUCCAGAACUCUUAGAACUACUCGAUAUGAAUCAUCUUGGGGGGUCACUGUGUUCAUCUUUCAUCGAGGCUGGAAAGCAAGCACUGGCAGACUACAACAAUGCAAAAGAAGAUAAUCGAUUAAACACGUCGGUGAGACCAGUCGUCAGCAACCAAACCAAAAAAAUCAUCGAACAUCUGAUGGUUGCCUUAAAGAUGAUCACUUUGGAAAUAUAUACAAACGACUACAGAGCCUGCGUGAUCGAGACCAAAGUGAAGGAUUAUAAAUACGCAGUAGAUGACACUUGGCACUCGGUGAGAAAGCACACACAACGUGCUCGUACCCUGAAACUGCUCUGUAUGAAUCCUGGGGUGGUCUUUUCUCCGCUUUCCGAAGCUGCACGGUGUAUAAUUCUCGCUUCUGGUACCCUAACUCCGACCGGAUCUUUCCAGAGCGAGUUGAGCACAAAGUUCGCCCAUAUAUUGAACACUGCCCACGUGAUACCAAAAGAUCAAGUUCUCGCGACUUGUGUACCGAAGGGACCACAAGGACAUUCCCUGAGAGCCACGUAUGGAAACGUAAAUCAAUGGAAAUUUCAGGAUGAACUGGGUCAGGUGUUGAUCGACGUUUGCGAAUCGGUACCGCACGGAAUUCUGUGUUUCUUUUCCUCGUAUAAUAUGAUGCACAAACAAAUAGAAAGGUGGAAACACAAUCAGAUGUGGGACAGAAUCGCGAGAAGGAAACGCGUGUUUAUGGAGCCACGUUUGGGAAACGAUCUCGCUCCAAUCAUGCAAGACUAUCGCCAGUUUAUAGAGCAGACAUCGACCGGACCUAUCGAGAACAUCGAUGGCGCCUUAUUAUUGGCAGUGUUCAGAGGAAAAGUAGCCGAAGGAAUAGACUUCAAAGACGAUGAAGCUCGAUGCGUAGUAACGGUUGGUAUACCAUUCGCGGUAAGAACGGAUCCCGUUAUUGAGAUGAAAUUUAAAUAUAACAAUAUGAAUGCCUCAAAAGGUUUGCUGAACGGCUCCGACUGGUACUCUAUCCAGGCAUUUAGAGCUCUGAAUCAAGGGUUGGGUCGUUGUUUAAGACAUAUCAAUGAUUGGGGAGCGGUGUUGUUAGUGGAUGAUAGGUUUUUGAUGCAAGAUUACAAGGAUAAACUGCCAAAAUGGGUUAAAACAAUGUGGACCGAGCAGAAAGAAUAUAACCUGAAGGAGUCGCUUCGUAACUUCGUAGCGAGACAAAAAGCAAGAGAAGAAAGUAUUGAGUGAGGUAUUUAAAAAAUAGGGAACAUUUGAAA
Colletes gigas is the source of this 3112-nucleotide messenger RNA. RefSeq names its product Fanconi anemia group J protein homolog. Gene Ontology annotation, molecular function: hydrolase activity, acting on acid anhydrides, in phosphorus-containing anhydrides; ATP binding; DNA helicase activity. The coding region runs from base 207 to 3083 and encodes 958 amino acids. Gene Ontology annotation, cellular component: nucleus. Gene Ontology annotation, biological process: double-strand break repair involved in meiotic recombination; nucleotide-excision repair. The record is from RefSeq and is a predicted model, not a curated record. The transcript has 15 exons. NCBI's taxonomy places the organism in Eukaryota, Metazoa, Arthropoda, Insecta, Hymenoptera, Colletidae.